AUGAUUGGACAAAAUCAGACCCAGGUGACUGAAUUCAUCUUUUCAGGAUUCACAGAGCAUCCAGAAUUACAAGUUGUUCUCUUUAAUAUAUUCUUGAUGAUUUAUAUCAUCACACUGAGUGCAAAUCUUGGAAUGAUCCUGUUGAUCAAGAUGGAUCCCCAGCUGCAUACUCCAAUGUACUUCUUCCUCGGCCAUUUGGCAUUCUUGGAUGCCAGCUAUUCUUCAACCGUUACGCCCAAGGCAAUGGCAGAUUUUUUAGCUGACAAGAAAACCAUUUCAUGGGCUGGAUGUCUUAUACAAUUUUUUAUGUUUGUUGCAUUGGUGACCACUGAAUUGUUUUUGCUAUCAGUCAUGGCAUAUGAUCGAUACGUGGCCAUUUGCCAUCCAUUGCUUUAUUCCAGAAUUAUGUCCAAAAAGUGCUGUGUUUCCUUGGUAGUUGGCGUCUAUAGCUAUGGAUUUGUGAACUCCAUAAUCCAGACAGCAUUAACAUUCCAAUUAUCCUUCUGUGGUCCAAAUUUAAUUAACCACUUUUACUGCAAUGACCCACCACUUCUAGCUUUAUCCUGCUCUAACACUCAGCCAAAAGAAAUCCAGCUUUUUGCCUUGAGUACUAUCAAUUUAACUGGAUCCCUCUUCACAGUCAUCAUCUCCUAUAUCUAUAUUCUGAAUGCCAUCUUUAGAAAACAUUCUACUAGCGGAAGGCACAAAUUCACAUAA
Notechis scutatus (mainland tiger snake) is the source of this 717-nucleotide messenger RNA. Its product is annotated as olfactory receptor 5M5-like. Lineage: Eukaryota; Metazoa; Chordata; Lepidosauria; Squamata; Elapidae. Gene Ontology annotation, biological process: G protein-coupled receptor signaling pathway. Gene Ontology annotation, cellular component: membrane. Gene Ontology annotation, molecular function: olfactory receptor activity; G protein-coupled receptor activity. The record is from RefSeq and is a predicted model, not a curated record.